ACCCAGUUGUCGCAAGUUCCAACCAGGGAAAUAUAUGGAAAAAACACACGCAGGCACUCCCCGCCUCACAGGGGCAGUUUAAGAUCGUGAUAGAGGGCGUUGUUGGCACAGGCAGUAGAGGAGACAUCGCCAUAGAUGACCUGGUGUUUUCAGAAGGCUGCCAUCUCACAGGGGAGUUCUCUGUACUUUUGGACUCCGAUGCAAGUCUGUCAGCGGGGAUUCUUCAAGUGUUCCACGGGGGUGUCACAAAGAGAGUUUGCGCAUCGCAGAAUAUGGGAAACAUCGCCACCGUCGCUUGCAGGGAAUUGGGGUACAAGUCCGGGACAGCACAGAGGUCUACAGUCACAGCUCCCUUGCUGCCAUUACUGCCCUUCACCUUCGAAUGUACCGCAGUCUCGAGGAGACUUCGAGACUGUACGAGACAAUCCGCCACACCGUCCUGUCAAACUGCCGGGGAACAAGAGGUGAUAAAUGUACAGUGCGAGGGUUAUCAGAGACAGUGUCAAUCGCACGACGAGUUCACGUGUGACAACGAGAACUGCAUACCUCAGAGCGGUGUGUGUGACUUCAGGGACACGUGUGGAGAUGUCUCGGAUGAAAAGAACUGCACACAUUUUCCUGCCAGAUGUGAUUUUAACGAAAGCUCUGCUUGCAUGGCGCAGUGGAUUGUGGGAACGGGUUGGACCUCGGCAAGGGGAGACUCGUCAGGGUCAGGGGGACCAACUUCUGACCAUAACGGAAGAAAUGAUACAAAUUAUCUUCUCAUGGCUAUCACGUCAACUGGACAGAAAACAGUCACCUUCCCACAUACUAUAAUACCAGACCAGCAUUGCAAGUUUCGUUUCUACUAUUGGGCCAGCAGACAUUCGUCUGUGAUGAGCGUAUCAACGCCAUACGGCAGACUGAUGUACCCAUUGUGGUCAAGUUAUGGGCGGUACACAGUGGACAUGGCCGGGACGUGGCAGUAUUACGAGGUCCCCAUCAGUGUUGGGAACUCCCCACUUCCAAGUGCAAAGAUCUCUCUGACGGCCAAUCCAGACGGCCAUACUGUCGUCGCCAUUGAUGACGUCACUCUGACCCCAAGCUGUCGAGUGGUUACUUCGGUAACCACCGCCACUUCUUCAAUACACACGACGAAAAACACCGCACGUGUGACGUUAUCGUCCACCCUUCCAAGUAGAUCUACAGUGCGGUCAAGCACGACCACGAGACCGCUCGUUACAAAAACUUCUAGCCGUAUCACGCACAGUUUCACCACCGAAGAAGGUCCCUUAACAUCGACCUCGACUACAGAAGGUCGGGCAAAAUCAACGGCAAAACUGGGGACCGUUGGUUUGACCACCAAGAUGAAGCAACCGACGACAACAACGCCAAAGGGUACAACCGAUAUUCCUAAUCUCAAAACGGAAACAAUGGAAAUCUCUAGUAGUAAUAUAAACAUAGUUACCGAAAAAACUACGCCUAAAGCUGUACACGGGCAAAUCACGACUUCAUCUGGAAACAUAAAAAGUACAAAUAGCGGUCAAAAUAGUGUAGAUGGAGGCCUCAUGGCUGGUAUAGUGGUCGCCGUGCUGUUGCUGGGGAUCAUCGUUGGGGGCCUGGUGAUAUUUUUUGUUUUCCGGGCGAGGAACCAGAAACCAGCCCAGAGUGGCAGUGAGCCGGCGGUGGCCUAUUAUCCAGAGCCCCAUUACCAGUCGCCAAGUGACUACGCCGAUGUAGAAAACACUUACGCAACUCUCGAUUCUAUCCACGGGGAACCCGAUGAUGAUGACGGUUACUGCUCGCCCUCUUCGCACUAUAUGACGCUGAACAACGCAACAUCUCGGACGCCAGAUGGCGGGAGUGACGAUUACGACGAUGACGCUCCUUAUGCCAAACUGAAAGAGAAGACUUCAGGAAACGCUAGAGUCAGAGAGGGUACCAACCUAAAAACGGAAAACCCGAGUUAUGGAAUGGCACCGCUCCCACCUGCCCCUCCCCCGCCACCACCGCAAGCUACCCCAUAUAACAGACAGUCCAGCUUUAGAAACCCUCUUUACGGCAGCCAACUGACAGCAGCAACUAUGACAGCAAUCGAUAUGUGAAAAUAAUUAUAUAAAAAAAGGAUGAAUUAGGAAAGUGUUUUCAAACAAUAGAUGUAUCAACAACCGUU
This is a messenger RNA of Lingula anatina, 2152 nucleotides long. RefSeq lists its product as uncharacterized. Gene Ontology annotation, cellular component: membrane. Lineage: Eukaryota; Metazoa; Brachiopoda; Lingulata; Lingulida; Lingulidae. Gene Ontology annotation, molecular function: protein binding. The record is from RefSeq and is a predicted model, not a curated record.